UGGACGUUCACAGUUGCGGAGCGCGCGCAUGAGACUCUCCGCCGCCUCCGCUGGCACCUUAACAAACCCUGCACCCUGGAUGUUGCAGAGUUCAGUCGGGAAAGCUUCGAGCUUUGGUUUCGCCCCGCUUGCAACACGACAGAGCGUGUUGUUCGUCACAGGAAGCCGUGAGCUGCAUCGAGCUAGCGCUGCUAAACUGAGCCAAAAUGGACGGAGUCGCCGCAGCAUCUGCGGAAGACGGUGGAGCGGAGCCCAUCACCGGAGCCGCGGAACCAGCCGCCCGAACCGUGAAGCCGGUCACUGAAACCCAAGUCCUUCCGUCCACCAGUGGCCUUUGUGCUGAAGACGCCAGUGAGCUGGAAGAGAUGUUCUGCUGUGACGACUGUGGAGAGGUCUUCAACGAGGAGGCCGUCUUCAAGGAGCAUAUGCAGCACCACCAAGAAAACCGGGCUGGUCCGGAUGAGCUGGACACUUCCACUGUGACAGAAAAUCAGGGUGAACCUACGAACUUUUGCUCUGUGUGUUCGCUGUCUUUUGCUGAAGCAAGUGAAUUCCGCUCACACAUGGAGCAGAGCCACGGCCCGCCUCCCGAGGCCCCGGCCAUUUCACCUGUAAAAAACUUCCAAUGCCCGGACUGUGGCAAGUCCUACCACAAGUAUGGGUUCCUGCUCAACCACAUGCGGCUGCACGAUCAGGCUCCCAAGUCUAUGAUUUACGAUCUGGAACAUUUAAAGACCAAGUCAUUUAACUGCGAGACCUGUGGGCGGAGCUACUCCCGCGCCUCCGCUCUGGAUGCUCAUCGACGCUGUCACGAGACAAACUUAUUUAAAUCUAAACCCAAAGUAUCCAGAGGUAAAACCCCAAAUUUGGACUCGACGGCUGAAGAAAAGCCUGAUGUUGACCUCAAACACAAGAAAGCGAAAGAAGCAAACACAGACGAUGACACGACAUUUGAGUGUACGUGUGGCAAGUCGUUCAGCUCCCAAAUGGGACUGAAAACGCACCAACGAUUCAGCCAGAACGCGCAGUGCUCGCCGGAAGAGAAGCCGAUCAAGACCAGCCCCGACUCGACUCUGUACUGUGCCGACUGCAAGAAGUUCUAUAAAACCAAGGUGGCUUUUUUGAACCAUCAGCGAUGGCACGAGAAAUCUGCCGACCCCACGAAAAGGUUCACGUGUGAAGAGUGUGGAAAGACAUUUGUGUUGCUUGAGAACUACUUCAGGCAUCAGCGGCGCCACGACAUCCCGGAGAAGUCCUUCCAGCAUCAGGUGUGCCAGCUGCAGAAGAAGCAGUUGGAAUGCUCUCACUGUGGGCUCAAGUUUUCCCGGGCCUCGGCUUUUCAGUCACAUCAGCUCCAGCACACAGUGGAUGUGGACCCGGAGCCCCUGAGCACGACGCCCGCCGCUCUGCUGUCUGUCGUCAGGGCCUUUAAAUUUGAAGAUCCUGCAAAGUCACAAGAGGAGAAGUGUCUCACCUCGAGCAGUGCGGUGGAAGCAGAUGCCGUCAUGGUGGAGUCUGACGAUGACCUGCAGAGCUACGACCCGGCUGACCUCAACGUGGAAGUGAUCAGUGCGAGUGACUCGGAGGACGAUGCGGCACAAGACCUGAACCCCGAUCUGGAGCUGCAGUGCGAGUCGGACCAGGAGGGGAAAGAAGGCUGCGAGGCACAUGCGCUGGCCUCAAAACAGGGGAUGGAUUUGAACAUCGUUCAGGUGGACUUCGAGCUGGCGAAGGAGCGUUGCAGCGAUGGCGCCGGAGCUGAGAGCGAGCCGUCAGCGGGAAGAUACGAAUGCCCAGAUUGUCACCGCUGCUUUGCACGUCAGGUCUCACUGCGUGUUCACAGAACUUGGCAUCGCAUGUACAAGAAACGAGGACAAACGCAAGGUCAGUCAGAGACAGACGACACACAUGACACCGCACACUGUAGUCUUGUAGAGCAACACUUAGAUGCCAACCUCAGCAGCGAUGUCAUCGACCGAGACCAGUUGGAAAGUCGGUCUUUGAUUUGCAACCUGUGUGGUAAAAUCUUCUCGCGUGUGUCUGCUUUGGUUGCCCAUCAACUGAAUCACCCCAAAAGAAAGCCCUACCAGUGCUCAGGUUGCAUGAUGUCUUAUUCUCACGAAGCGGCAUUGUUCAAACAUCUGUCCAGCUGCUCCGCUCGGCAGAGGGACGCCACGUUAGCCAACAAGAAAGAGUACAAUCCAACCAAAACACUUCUAGGCCCAAAGAUUUAUCAUUGUGAGGAGUGUGGAAAGGGUUUUUGGUCUCUGGGCGCGUACUCCCAUCACAAGCAGAACCCUAAACAGUGUGCCGACCUCAGGCUAAGAAAGGGGGUUUCAGGGUCUUUGUCUGUGAACGGCUCUCGCUCCAGCAUGAAUGUGGCGUGCCCGGUGUGUGGUAGAAAGUUCCGUCACCGGGGGAUCCUUUCCCUGCACAUGCGGAAGCACGAGACCGGGACGCACAAGUGCGAGCUCUGCGACAGGACUUUCCGCCUUUUUUCCAGCCUCCUCCGGCAUCAGGUCGUGCACAGCAGCCAGUUGCCGCCGCCCAUCAAGUCCUUCCAGCAUCAGGUAGAGCAGGUGAAGAAGAACACGUACAGCUGCCCCGACUGCGGGAAGCUCUUCUCCCGCGAGAAGGCGCUGCAGUUUCACAUGAAAAGCCACGGGUAUGAGACGGGGUAUUCGCCGUCAUCGCCCGGCUCCUCCGUCACACUGGAGGACCUUCAGUGCGGAACGUGUCAGACGCAUUUCAAAAGCAAGUCCUUAUUGCGGGCUCAUAGGAAGGUUUGCGUGAAGAGAAAACGAAAGGUCGUCGACGGUGCCGACUCUUUAAAAUCGCCCGACGUUAGCAUGGAUGCAGGUGCUGAGGAAAUCCCCCCAAAUCCAACUUUGCACUGUUACCUGCAAUAUAAACACACAGCUGCUAUGAAAUACAAGUGCAGUCAGUGCGACAAAAGCUUCCCCGUGGUCGGCGCUCUAAAUCUCCAUAAAAGAAUCCACGCCAGGACUCGCAAGUUUCUGGCCAAAGCAAAGGCGCCUUCCGUAGCGAGCCGCCCGGACGAGAGGCCACCGAGCGAGGGGUCGCUCCGCUGCCAGGAGUGUGGCAGGGCGUUCGUGACGAACACGGCACUCAGCUCCCACCAACGAUGGCAUGCAGAGAAGGCGCGCUCCAAGCUCGACUCCCAAACUGAUGCUAACAUGAAUUUGAAGAGAGGCGACGCGCUGGAGUCGUGUUUCUCAUGCCCACAGUGUGACCAACAAUUUGGGCAAAACUCCCUCUUAGUGGCUCACAUGGGAGAAUUCCACAGUAAAGCUGCAGAGCUGGAUCCUGAGAAGGGUGACGUGGACUCCACUCCGAAGGCGCACCAGUGUCCUUUCUGCUCAGCGAGCUUCGCCAAAGUUCGAGGUCUUCGUGCGCACAAGUGGCAGGCCCACGCGGCAGAACUGAAGAGCCUGAAAGAGAAGCCUCCGACGACGGCUCCACCUGAAGCCCUCGCUCAAAUGAUCGAAGCGGAAGUCGCUCCAGAUUCCUCCCCCGUCUGUGUUCCAGCGAAAGAGACCUCUGUUGUGGGAGAGAAACAAGAUGAAAAAGAGAAGUCCACCACGUCAGACCCUCCACCAGUGAAGUACGCCACCGGCCUGGACUCAAGGAAGCAGUCUGAGUUUGUUCAUGUCAACAACUUUGGCCUGGACUUCAUGUCCCAGGAGAACCAGCUUCCUGAAGCCACUUCAGGGGUGUCCUCUCCAACCAGUUGGGUUUCGGAACACACCGUCAAGUGCUUCUUCAAGUGUGCCAAUUGUGGGAAAGGCUUUCAGACUGAGGAGCAUCUGAGGACACACAAGGUCAAAGCCAAGAGCAAGCCACACUGCUGCGCCCUCUGCUGCCAGAGUUUUUGGACUGGAAACCAGCUCCAACAGCACCUUGCCUGGCACGACGAGGUCCGCUGCCGCCUGCCCAACGAAGUCCGCUUCCGGCUCAGCGCAGCCUUGUCCUCGUCAUCUAUCAAGCCCAGUGUGCUCAUGGGCGACAGGAAGGGCUGUCGAAAUGAACACAGCCAGAGGGCGCCGGAGAGUUCCUAGCACUGGGGCGACACCUGCCUCUGCUGGUCGCACGUCCUCACUGCAGUUUGAGGCACUGACAGGUGUGGAUGUUACGGAAGGACGUUUUUUGGACUGGAAGCUUCGGCUGAUGUCUGGAAAUAUGGUUUUGAGAUAAACUGAUGAUUCUCUCUCGGUGAGACAUUAAAACAUGAAUGAAAGAUACUAGUACUUGCUUUUACUUCGUCGCCCACUUUUCAUCGAAAUCCCAGGGUCUGGUUCCUGUGGCUGUGUAUUUAAGAUGCCUUGAAUGUUUUGGAUUUCCAAAUGGUCUGAAAAAACUCUGAGACUGGGCCCAUGUUGAGACAUGAGCGGUCGGAAUGGUAUGAGAGUGGUGGGUGUCACUUGUUAUAAGAAAAGGAAAAAAGCAUAAAAUGUCAUUCCUGCUUCUCAGUAUGGUUUAUCAGUUGCACUCACAAUGUACUUUGUUUUCAAUCCCCUGAACAACGAUGUAAAUACUUGUAGAUUUCUAAGAAGUUUACGGAAGAAAGUAGCGCUUGUGUUGGUGUAGAAUCCUCGGUAGCUGCUGCCCUCUGUGUUUAGUUGGAUGAUUUGAUAGAGAUUUGGAUUUGUUGCUUUUCUGAUGACCUUUACCCUCCGACAACCUGCUGUUCGACUCCCAAAGGGAAGCACUGGCUCAAAAGCUUGAAUAAAAUGCUGAAAGUGGCUGGUUUUGUGGCUUGAUUUAUCGACCUUUGUUCGACUAAAUAUAGCACGUGUCAGUUGGCUAUUGUUUCUGGCCUGCCCACAGUUCAGCCUCCAACACUGUUGUUUGUCUUUGCUUAGAUUUGUACACGAUAAUCCUCACACUGGGAACCCAUCUGAAAGAAGUACUGUCUGUGUUGGUGUUUAAAAAUGUGUUUGUAAUCUGCCUUUGUCCUUCUUU
This is a messenger RNA of Synchiropus splendidus (mandarinfish), 4983 nucleotides long. RefSeq names its product zinc finger protein 729. The transcript has 2 exons. Gene Ontology annotation, cellular component: nucleus. The record is from RefSeq and is a predicted model, not a curated record. Gene Ontology annotation, biological process: regulation of transcription by RNA polymerase II. NCBI's taxonomy places the organism in Eukaryota, Metazoa, Chordata, Actinopteri, Syngnathiformes, Callionymidae. Gene Ontology annotation, molecular function: DNA-binding transcription factor activity, RNA polymerase II-specific; RNA polymerase II transcription regulatory region sequence-specific DNA binding. The coding region runs from base 207 to 4079 and encodes 1290 amino acids.